CGUCGCGCUCUGCGCCGGCAGCCCCCGGCCGCCACGCAAUGUCCGCCGGCUGGUUCCGGCGCCGCUUCCUACCCGGGGGUCCACUUCCAGAGCCGCAGCCAGCGGGGCCGCGCUCCAGCCCUGUCCCCUAUCACCGACCCCGCUUCCUGCGCGGCUCGGGCUCCAGCCCUGGCGCCCCCGACGCCUCGCGCCGCCCGGACUCCCGGCCCGUGCGCAGCCCGGGGCGGGGCCGCACGCUGCCUUGGAACGCAGGCUACGCCGAGAUUAUCAACGCAGAGAAAUCUGAGUUCAACGAGGAUCAGGCUGCUUGUGGAAAGCUGUGCAUCCGGCGAUGUGAGUUUGGGAUUGAAGAAGAUCAGGAGUGGCUGACGGUGUGCCCAGAGGAGUUCCUGACAGGUCAUUAUUGGGCACUGUUUGAUGGGCAUGGUGGACCUGCAGCAGCCAUUUUGGCUGCCAACACCCUGCAUUCCUGCCUGCGCCGGCAGCUGGAGGCUGUGGUAGAAGGCAUGAUGGCCUCUCAGCCCCCUAUGCAUCUCAGUGGUCGCUGUGUCUGCUCCAGUGACCCCCAGUUUGUGGAGGAAAAGGGCAUUCGGACAGAAGACUUGGUGAUUGGGGCCCUGGAGAGCGCCUUCCAGGAAUGUGAUGAUGUGAUUGGGAGAGAGCUGGAGGCCUCAGGCCAGGUGGGUGGCUGUACAGCCCUGGUGGCUGUGUCCCUGCAGGGGAAGCUGUAUGUGGCCAAUGCUGGGGAUAGCAGAGCCAUCUUGGUGCGGAGAGAUGAGAUACGGGUGCUGAGUUCUGAGUUCACCCCAGAAACAGAGCGGCAGCGGAUCCAGCAGCUGGCCUUUAUCUGCCCUGAGCUUCUGGCUGGCGAGUUCACCCGACUGCAGUUCCCUCGGCGGCUGAAGGGGGAUGAUGUAGGGCAGAAGGUUUUGUUCAGGGACCACCACAUGAAUGGCUGGAGCUACAAACAGGUGGAAAAGUCUGACCUCAAGUAUCCACUGAUUCAUGGACAGGGUAGGCAGGCUCGGUUACUAGGAACACUGGCUGUCUCCCGAGGCCUGGGAGACCAUCAACUCACAGUCCUGGACACCAACAUCCAGCUCAAGCCCUUCCUGCUCUGCAUCCCACAGGUGACUGUGCUGGAUGUGGACCAGCUGGCACGGCAAGAGGAGGAUGUGGUUGUCAUGGCAACUGAUGGGCUCUGGGAUGUCCUGUCUAAUGAGCAGGUGGCACAGCUUGUGCGGAGCUUCCUCACUGGGAACCGAGAGGACCCACACAGGUUCUCAGAGUUGGCCAAGAUGCUGAUACACAGCACACAGGGGAAGGAUGGUGCUGCUGGAGAAGGGCAGGUGUCCUACGAUGACGUCUCUGUGUUUGUGAUUCCUUUGCACAACCAGGGCCAAGGGAGCUAUGGCCACUGAGGAUCCAGAUACCUGCACUCUAUGACCUCUUCAGGACCAGUGCAGUCUGAGCAUACGUCCACUGUGGCCAAGAGCAGGCCCUGUCUGGUCUGUCCCCAGCCACAGCUCAAUGUUCUUGCUUUCUGCCUUAACUAUUUGUUUCAAAGAGAGCAGAGGGUGGACAGCCUAGCCUACCAGGUCGCCCCUUCUGCAAUGGUAACAUCCUUCUGGCAGAGAUACUUUACAAAGUAUGGUAUCUGUUGGCUCCUCAGCAGCCUAAAGGAUUUAAGGUACGAAGAUGCCUUGGGGAGCAGGCAGCUAGCUCAUUUGGUUCCGACCCGUGAGUCAUUUAACCAUCUGCCCACACAGGUGCCUUCUUGAAACCUCUGGGCAGUUUCACAUCUGCUGGAUCAGCUGUCUUUUUUUUC
Molecule: messenger RNA, 1828 nt
Organism: Peromyscus eremicus (cactus mouse)
Lineage: Eukaryota; Metazoa; Chordata; Mammalia; Rodentia; Cricetidae
Gene: Ppm1m
Product: protein phosphatase, Mg2+/Mn2+ dependent 1M
Exons: 10
Coding region: 39-1421 (460 amino acids)
Biological process (GO): protein dephosphorylation
Molecular function (GO): protein serine/threonine phosphatase activity
Source: RefSeq, a predicted model, not a curated record